This is a messenger RNA of Suricata suricatta (meerkat), 2253 nucleotides long. It is a transcript of the gene N4BP3, whose product is annotated as NEDD4 binding protein 3. The transcript has 5 exons. Gene Ontology annotation, cellular component: cytoplasmic vesicle. The record is from RefSeq and is a predicted model, not a curated record. Bases 260 to 1903 code for a protein of 547 amino acids. Lineage: Eukaryota; Metazoa; Chordata; Mammalia; Carnivora; Herpestidae.
CAGGCCGGGUUUUCCCUCCGCCUCUGGGGCAGGCGAGCGAGCGCCGCGGAGCGCGUCCCUCCCUCGCCAAUCCGGCUCCGGCGCCCGCCCGCCCGCGUUUUCCAGGCGCCUGCCGCCCGGCCGCUCCGGCACGGCUCGCAGUCUCGCCCGGAGCCGACGCUUGGAGGCAGGGUUCGAAUCCGCGCGAAGGAACCGCCGCGCGCUAGGGGUGCGGAGCGGCGCCAGCAUGAAGCAGCUGCCUGUGCCCUGCUGAAAGUUCAUGGCCACAACCCCGGGCCCUGCUGGCAUUGCCAUGGGCAGCGUGGGCAGCCUGUUGGAACGGCAGGACCUGUCCCCGGAAGAGCUACGGGCAGCGCUCGCGGGGUCCCGGGGUUCCCGCCAGCCUGAUGGGCUCCUCCGGAAGGGCUUGGGCCAGCGUGAACUCCUGAGCUACCUGCACCUCCCCAAGAAGGACGGCAAGACCGCCAAGCGCACCGCUCGGAACGAGUCUGCUGACUACACCACCCUCUACUACCGAGAGCAUCCUCGAGCCGGUGACUUCAGCAAGACUUCGCUGCCCGAGCGGGGUCGCUUUGACAAGUGCCGCAUUCGCCCAUCAGUGUUCAAGCCCAUGGCGGGCGCUGGGAAAGGCUUCCUGUCCAUGCAGAGCCUGGCAGCCCACAAGGGCCAGAAGCUGUGGCGCAGCAACGGCAGCCUGCACACGCUGGCUUGCCACCCGCCCCUGAGCCCGGGGCCCCGGACCAGCCAGGCACAGGCCCGUGCCCAGCUAUUGCAUGCGCUCAGCCUGGACGAGGGUGGCCCCGAGCCAGAGCCCAGCCUGUCUGACUCCUCCAGCGGGGGCAGCUUUGGCCGCAGUCCUGGCACUGGUCCCAGCCCCUUCAGCUCCUCAUUGGGCCACAUUAACCACCUCGGGGGCUCCCUGGACCGGGCCUCCCGGGUCCCCAAGGACGCUGGACCACUGGCGAUGCUGAGCUGCCUGCCGGAGCCACCGCCCCCCUAUGAAUUCUCCUGCCCCACCGCUGAGGAGGUAGUGGCCCUGCUUCCCGACACCUGUGAGGAUCUCAAGAGGGGCCUCAGUGAUGAGGACGGCUCCAACCCCUUCACACAGGUGCUGGAGGAGCGCCAGCGGCUGUGGCUGUCCGAGCUGAAGCGCCUGUACGUGGAGAGGCUGCACGAGGUGGCUCAGAAGGCAGAGCGCAGUGAGCGCAACCUCCAGCUACAGCUCUUCAUGGCCCAGCAGGAGCAGCGGCGGCUGCGCAAAGAGCUCCGGGCACAGCAGGGCCUGGGCCCCGAGCCUCGGCCCCCCGGCACCCUCCCAGAAGCCGACCCUAACACCCGACCAGAGGAGGAAGCCCGAUGGGAGGUGUGCCAGAAGACAGCGGAGAUUAGCCUCUUGAAGCAGCAGCUGCGGGAGGCUCAGGCCGAGCUGGCACAGAAGCUGGCCGAGAUCUUCAGCCUCAAGACGCAGCUUCGGGGCAGCCGGGCGCAGGCACAAGCCCAGGACGCAGAGCUGGCCCAGCUGCGCGAGGUGGUGCGGAGCCUGCAGGAACAGGGCCCUCGGGAGGAAGCCCCGGGCAGCUGUGAGACCGACGACUGCAAGAGCAGGGGGCUCCUGGGGGAGGCGGGCGGCAGCAGCGAGGCCGGAGGGGUUGGAGGGGGCGCCGAGCAGCUGCGCACCCAGCUGGUGCAGGAGCGCCUCCGCGCCCAGGAGCAAGCGCUGUGCUUCGAGCGGGAGCGGCGGACAUGGCAGGAGGAGAAGGAAAGGGUGCUGCGCUACCAGCGGGAGAUCCAAGGAGGCUACCUGGACAUGUACCGCCGCAACCAGGCGCUGGAACAAGAGCUGCGGGCGCUGCGGGAGCCCCUGGCGCCCUGGAGCCCUCGGCUGGAGUCCUCCAAGAUCUGAGGCCAGGGCGUGAGCCAGCUGCGGAAACACCGCCAGAAAACCGCUUGGACGAGCCCGCUCUGAGAGGGCUGGCUCCUUCCUUACACUGGUUGGGGGCCGGAGCUGGGGAGGGCGGCCAGACAUGCGGAAGCCCACCAAGAGGAGGGGUCCAGCGCUGCUUGGGCUGGGUAGGGUGCCCUCCUGGCAGAGGAGCACCGCGGCAGGGCACCCUGCCUCCUGGAGUAGAUGUGGCCCAGAGAAGGAGGCUGGGGAACCGAGAGCCCCGUGAUGCAGAGGGGCAGGCGUGAAGGAGGGAGGCUGGGCCGGGAACAUCGGCCUCCUCCAGAAUAAAACCACAUUUUCUACAAGGA